UCACACAAGAGAACUUCCCCUGUCGCAUAGAAUACUCGUGUUACAGGUGAAUGUUUUAUCUGUUUGUUGAGCUGCAGCGACUAUUGUCUGUGUGUCUGUGUCUGUGUGUGUGUGUGUGUGGAUUGGUGGGUUAAGGAGCGGGGAUGGAUCCUGGCGGCCUGUCCAGCCCCAGUUUCCAGUGGAAAUGCAGUCUAGAAUGAGCCAGCCCCACAGCCUGCCGCUGGGCUGUCAAGACGCCGGUGCUCUCGCCAUUAAUGCGAGGGCCUUUCACCCCCGUGGGGAGGGCGAAGGAAGGCGAAGGGGAUUCAUCCUGAGGAAGAGAGCGUCCAGUCUGCUGCUCAGUCAGACACAGGGAGGUGGGAGGUCCUGACUGAGGUGACAAUGGGAGCUGGACUGAUGAGGACAGUGAUGAAGAGCAAAGUGUUGGAGCCGGUCUUGCUGAAGGCGAGGAGGAGGGUGAGAUAGACACAGGAUCUGGACUGACUUCUCCCACUCCGGUCUGUGUGUGUGUGUCUGUGUGUCUCUGUCUGGCUGAGGGGGAGGCACUGAAGAUAAAGAAGAAAGAAUGCAGAGCGGACAACCGCGAAACAGCGGCGCCAGCAACGUCCAGGGAGACGAGAAGAAAUCCUGUUUUUCCAACAUCAAAAUCUUCCUGAUAUCAGAGUGCGCACUGAUGCUGGCACAGGGAACCGUGGGGGCUUAUCUGGUUAGCGUGCUCACCACUCUGGAGAGGAGAUUUAACUUACAGAGCGCUGACGUUGGUGUUAUUGCCAGCAGCUUUGAGAUUGGAAAUUUAGCCCUGAUAUUAUUUGUGAGCUACUUUGGGGCAAGAGGGCACAGGCCGCGCCUGAUAGGAUGUGGGGGCAUCGUAAUGGCCCUGGGGGCUUUGCUAUCCGCCCUGCCGGAGUUCCUAACUCACCAGUACAAGUAUGAAUCUGGGGAGAUUCCCUGGGGACUAGAAGGCCGAGACCUGUGUGUUGCAAAUAUAUCAGCAAACAGCCAAGAACAGGAGGCCAAGAUAAUCUGCAGGAACAGGACUUCUACCAACAUGAUGUACCUUCUACUAAUUGGAGCCCAAGUCCUAUUAGGUAUUGGUGCUACACCAGUCCAACCUCUUGGCGUGUCUUACAUAGAUGAUCAUGUCCAAAGGAAGGAUUCCUCUCUGUAUAUUGGAAUUCUCUUCACCACCUUGGUUUUCGGCCCAGCUUGUGGUUUCAUUCUUGGUUCCCUUUGCACCAAGUUCUACGUGGAUGCAGUUUUCAUCGACACAAGUAAACUGGACAUUUCUCCUGAGGACCCUCGCUGGAUCGGAGCUUGGUGGGGGGGCUUCCUGCUCUGUGGUGCUUUGCUCUUCUUCUCAGCUCUCUUCAUGUUUGGGUUCCCGCAGUCGCUGGCUAUCAAGGGUGACCGGAUCCCAGAGAGUGAACAGGCCAUGCUUCCACAGAAUAUCCCACAGGAAUUUGAGAGACCGAAGCCCAGCAAUGGAGUAGCAGAGCACCUCCAUCCGUCCAGCACCACUUCCUGUUUCCAACAGCUGAGAGUGAUUCCAAAGGUGACCAAGCACUUGUUGUCAAACCCAGUGUUUACGUGUAUCGUUCUCGCUGCCUGUAUGGAGAUUGCUGUUGUCGCAGGAUUUGCUGCCUUCCUGGGCAAAUACCUCGAGCAGCAGUUCAACCUUUCAGCCUCUUCCGCCAAUCAGCUUCUGGGGAUGACAGCCAUUCCCUGUGCAUGUCUGGGCAUCUUCCUUGGAGGGCUUCUAGUGAAGAAACUCAGCUUGACACCUCUGGGUGCCAUUAGGAUGGCGAUGUUAGUUAACCUCGUGUCCACUGCCUGCUACAUUUCCUUUCUCUUUCUGGGAUGUGAUACAGGACCCAUAGCUGGGGUCACCGUCCCUUAUGGAAACACAUCUGUCUCAUACAUGGAUUUGGACCCUUAUGCACCCUGUAAUAGUGAUUGUGACUGUAAAACGGCAGCUUAUAAUCCCGUUUGUGGAUCUGAUGGAAUUACCUACUUAUCUUCAUGUUUUGCUGGCUGCUCCAACAUGAAUCUCACUGCCUGUGCUUGUCUGAACACUGGCCCCAUCAAGAAUGCCACUGUCAUCCCUGGCAAAUGUCCGAGCCCGGGCUGUCAGGAGGCCUUUCUGACUUUCAUGUGCGUGAUGUGCUUUUGCAGCCUCAUUGGAGCUAUGGCCCAGACUCCAGCUAUCAUUAUACUUAUCAGGGCCGUCAAUCCUGAGCUCAAGUCGUAUGCGCUGGGAGUUCUGUUCCUGCUUUUGCGAUUGCUCGGUUUUAUUCCUCCACCUCUCAUCUUUGGCGCUGGGAUUGAUUCAACGUGCUUGUUCUGGACCACUAUCUGUGGGGAGCUGGGAGCCUGUAUGUUAUACGAUAACGUAGUUUAUCGGUACCUCUACAUCAGCAUCGCCAUCACACUGAAGACAUUUGCAUUCAUCCUGUACACAACAACCUGGCACUGUCUGCGGAGGAAUGCCAGUAAGUACAUCAGGGAUGAUGAGAGAAAUCUCCAGCCACUAACUGCGAGUGACCUUUUUGCAUCAACCUUAACAUUGGACACUGCAGGAAGGGACUCUAGCCAACCUCCUUCUCAAAAGACCAAAUUUAUCUAUAAUCUUGAGGACCAUGAAUGGUGCGAAAACAUGGAAUCAGUCCUAUAAAAGAAAAAACUUGAAAUUAGUUUUGUACUUUUUUUCUUUUUUGGAGAUGGAGGAAGAGAAACACCGUGAGAAUGCCCGGAAGAUGCAUUUGUAGACUUUUAAACAUUUUUUUUCAAAGUUCCUGUUUCCAAGCCAUGGACAGAACCUUCUAAUGACUGCACGAUGGCUUUCAAACACUUGUUAAUGUUUGUGGGGAAAAUCCAAGGGAGUUCAUCCAUGUUACACACUAAUUGUCAAGGACUGUAAUGACAAACAUCAUGAGUACCAUGUCUUGGAAUGCUGUGGUAUGCCACCUCACAGGGUGAGGGACAUGGGUAUGAUCAUCCCACUAGUGCCCUAUCAAUUUCAGCUGUGGGCAUUUGGCAGAUCAAAGCCAGGGACUUCCAUUACAGCAAAUUGGUAGGACCAGUUUUACCUUCAAAAUGGACUGUUUUUACUUGGUAUUCAGAAUGACCAAACCCCCAGAAAGCUUUCCCUUUACCCGGGGCACAGGAUAAGGCGAAGGGGUGGGGAGGGUGGGCAAAAGGAGAGGAACAACUCCAAACCCCAAAUCAUCCAACCUAUGACAGCUGGAGUUGACCAUUUUAAAAAGGCACAGUAAAUAACAGAUCUACAAAAAGUCACGAUAAAGGGAGAAACGGGCUACAUUUGAGCUCAAAAGGUAGAUGAUGCGUGCCGCAGAAUUCAGUGAAAACAGCUUGACCGAAAUAAAGAACAAAGGACCUCUAAGAAAUGAGAUUGUAACAAAGUCUGUGAACACUUUGUUCUCAUGUAAAUAAAUUUGUGACCUUCCCUACACUUAGCAAUAGAUGAAAGAAACAAUUUGCCUCAUUGGUGUCAGUCAAAAUGGUUUAAUCUUGUCAAUAGAGGUUUUUCCCUAUAGAAAUUGCUGUUUCUCAUGCUGACAAUUCCCCAAAAAAUGACCGAUUUGCAAAUUGCGUGUUAUCUGAAAGAUUGAGUUUUUACAUAGCAGUAUGAGAGCUCCCUAAUGGUUAAUUGAAAAACACCAGCCUAUUUAACCUUUAUUUAACUUUGAAUUACCAAUGUCACACACAUCCAACACAUAGAUGCAUUAAUGGAGGGGGAAGGCAUUGAUGUAGUUCUAAUCACUAGUAAUCCAGAAUGCAGGGAUGGGUUUGAAUUUUACCAUGCCAGAUGGUGAAAUUUAAAUUUCAUGAAAAGAUCAGUUAAUGAUCUAUAACACCAUUAAUUAUUGUAAAAAGCAAUCUGGUUCAUUAAUGACCCUUUAGGGAAAGGGGUCUGGUGCACUUAGCUGAUCUGGCUUAUUUGUGACUCCAGACUCUCAGCUGGAAAGUGGAAAUGAGUGUUGGAUCCUAUUGAAUGGUGGAGAAAGCUCAAGGGGCUAAUAGGGUUCCUAAUUUCCUGUGUUCUAUUUUUGUAGAAUCUUAUGGACUCUUAACUGCCCUCUGAAAUGGCCUCAGUAAGCCAGCCAGCCAGUUCAAGUAGCAAUUAGGAGUGGUCCAGGCAGUGGUGCACAUAUCCCAGGAAGAAAUAAUAAAAAAAUUACAUAUCUAUGUUGGACCUUUGGAAGAGCUAUUUACUUAGAAUCAUAGAGCUGUACAGCAUGGACAAUUCAACACAUCCAUGCCUCCCAGAUACCCUAAAUUAAU
Molecule: messenger RNA, 4302 nt
Organism: Chiloscyllium plagiosum (whitespotted bambooshark)
Lineage: Eukaryota; Metazoa; Chordata; Chondrichthyes; Orectolobiformes; Hemiscylliidae
Gene: slco3a1a
Product: solute carrier organic anion transporter family member 3A1a
Biological process (GO): prostaglandin transport; sodium-independent organic anion transport; transmembrane transport
Cellular component (GO): basolateral plasma membrane
Molecular function (GO): protein binding
Source: RefSeq, a predicted model, not a curated record